Molecule: messenger RNA, 891 nt
Organism: Helobdella robusta
Lineage: Eukaryota; Metazoa; Annelida; Clitellata; Rhynchobdellida; Glossiphoniidae
Exons: 2
Coding region: 168-593 (141 amino acids)
Biological process (GO): regulation of transcription by RNA polymerase II
Cellular component (GO): mediator complex
Molecular function (GO): transcription coregulator activity
Source: RefSeq, a predicted model, not a curated record
UUUCAAAGUUUACGUACGCUUUCCAUACAAAAUAUAAACAUCGUUAACGACAAUAAAAGCAUAACAGGUCGCUUAAUUCCGCCGUUGGUUAAAUUUUUUAGUUUUUUGAUAAUAUAAAAUUGUUUUGAAUUUGGUAGAUUGCGGAAGUGCCGAUUUUUGUGUUUAUCAUGGCAGACCGUUUAACUCAAUUACAAGAAGCAGCUAAUUUGCUGGCCGACCAUUUCUGCAACGCUGUUGGAAUCCUUCAACAAAUUGCACCUCCUGGACAGUUUGCCGGAUUCGAAAAAUCCGCUUCAGCAACAAAACCGGCGCAAGUUACGAGCGAUGAAACUGCCUUGCUGUUCGCUCAACUGAUUGCAAGAACGGCCAAAGACAUCGACAUCUUGGUUGAUUCUCUGCCUAAUGAGGACUCCUCCCCGGAACUUCAAGUAGCGUCAUUGAGAAGACUUGAAACGGAGAACCAGAUAGCAGCCAGGCAGUUGGAGCAAGCUAUCUCAAAAGGAGAAUUCCUCCUUGAACAAAUCCAAAAAUCUUUACAUGAAAUUGCACAAACUCAAUUACAUUGUCAAGCCUUAGAAGCUGAAUUCAGAUGAAUUAUAUAAAUAUUUUAUUUUGUUUAUAAAUUUGUGAACAGGUUUAUUACUUAUUACCUUGACAAUUUUUUAUUUCAAUAAUAUUUUGUCACUUUGUAUAACAUCUUAUAUCAUGAGCAGAGAUUCAAUUUAUUGUAUAACAGACAGUCAGAAUGAUUUGUUAAUGUUUAUUUCUUCAAAUCAGACAUACCACUCAAAGGAACUGUUUUUGUUGAUUUUUUGGUAAUCUUUAAAUUCCUCAGUCGUCUUACUGACCACUAUUUGGCUUCGUGUACAUUUUAUGUUUUCACUAGAGUGC